Stylophora pistillata is the source of this 1912-nucleotide messenger RNA. Its product is annotated as formylglycine-generating enzyme. Gene Ontology annotation, biological process: protein oxidation. NCBI's taxonomy places the organism in Eukaryota, Metazoa, Cnidaria, Anthozoa, Scleractinia, Pocilloporidae. Gene Ontology annotation, cellular component: endoplasmic reticulum. Gene Ontology annotation, molecular function: formylglycine-generating oxidase activity. The record is from RefSeq and is a predicted model, not a curated record.
CUUCGCAAGCAUGUGACGAAAACAAAAUGUUUAUGCCCUGAAACAUCCAGUCCAACCAUUGUCCUUUUUUUUUUUCCUUUUUUGUUUCGACCCAUUAGAACAUCAUGUGGAGAGAAGCUUUGAUAUGGCUGCAAAUUUUGGUGCAAGUAGCAUUUAGUGGUCGGGAAACUUGUUCAAGUUUUGGUUACAACUUGAGUUCGUUUUACUCCAGAGCCAAGAUUAUUUCAUCGAACGACGGAAAGACAACAUGUGGAUGUUCUGUGCACAAACGAGAUAAAGCUUCCAUUGAGCAAGGAUUGACACCAAAGAAAAAGAACAUAGAUGAGAGUGACUAUAUGAAAUCGUCUUAUAAAAGAACAAAUCAGAUGGUUUUUAUUAAGGGUGGGAAAUUUACCAUGGGCACGAACAAACCAUUUCUGCCAAUGGACGGCGAAGGGCCGGCAAGAGAAGUGAAAAUAAAUUCAUUUUAUAUGGACGUUUAUGAAACAAGCAAUGCGGAAUUUGAAUUUUUUUUCAACAACACUGGUUAUGUCACAGAGGCUGAAAAGUUUGGAGAUUCAUUUGUGCUUGAAGGGAAGAUUAGCAAAGAGAUAAAGAAGGAUAUACAUCAAGCAGUUGCUGCAGCUCCUUGGUGGCUGCCAGUAAAGGGAGCUUAUUGGAAGAAACCAGAAGGACCUGACUCUCACAUUAGAGACAGAAUGGAUCAUCCAGUUCUCCAUAUCUCCUGGAAUGAUGCUGUUGCAUUUUGUAAAUGGGGUGAAAAAAGACUGCCCACAGAAGCUGAAUGGGAGUAUGCCUGCAGAGCAGGACUGCAGGACAAGCUAUAUUCUUGGGGUAACAAGCUUAAGAAAGAUGGUCAUCACAUGGCAAACACAUGGCAAGGAAGGUUUCCAACAGUGGACUCAGGGGAGGAUGGGUACUCUGGUACAGCGCCUGUCACAGCAUUCCCACCCAAUAAGUUUGGUCUGUACAACAUGCUGGGAAAUGCGUGGGAGUGGACACAAGAUUGGUGGAGUAUACGGCACUCAAGCCACUUCCAAGAAAAUCCAAAAGGACCUGCAUCAGGAAGGGAUAAAGUGAAAAAAGGCGGAUCCUACAUGUGCCACAAUUCGUAUUGUUACAGAUAUCGGUGUGCUGCUAGAAGUCAGAAUUCUGCUGACACCACAGCUUCCAAUCUUGGCUUACGCUGUGUCAGUGAUAAACGACCUAAUGGUGUACAGCUAGUCAAAUAACCAGCAAGAUAUGUAUUUUUGCCUAAAUUGGUCAGAGACUGAAGUGAACUAUGUGUAUUGCUUGGAAUGAAGCAAAGUAGAACCAGGGCAAUCUGUGAAUUCUGCCGGCACUCAGGUGACAAUUGCCAUAGCGAGCUCUUUCUCGGUGAUUGAUCAACUCGUGCCUGAUAACUUAGCUGUAUUUGAUCUUUCAAAUACAUGAUGGCUAGGAAAGGAUAAGUGUGACUGUUAAUUGUUGCUUGAUUAGGAUUUUUAAUGGUUGAACUACCUUACAUUGUUGGCAAUGUAACCAACUCCCCCCUCCCCCCCACAAUGUAUGAAGACAAACUUUACUCCAAGCUCUAAUUUUGAUGAGUGUCGUUUUCUUGAUAGAACUCAAACAUCCACGGUUAAGGUGUCUGAUUUAAACUUGUGUCUAAUUUGGCUUUCUUUUAAAGAAGAAAUGUUUCUGCUUUUUUGAGAAAGAAAAGGGGGAGGGGACCACUAUAUCAAAAUUAUGACAACGUGUGCUUUCUGAGAUGGUGGAAUGUGGGUAUUGGUACCGUUUAUUGUGCCAAAUCCUGAAAAGAACCCUGCUCAACUUCCGAUUAUCGAUCGGAUAAAUGAUGCGAAAGUUAGCUGUAUAUUCUUUCUAUUUUACGCAAAUCCCAUUCAUUAUUUCUGAAUUGUUUACUUGGAAA